Messenger RNA from Tachyglossus aculeatus (Australian echidna), 1757 nucleotides. RefSeq names its product protein O-glucosyltransferase 2 (gene POGLUT2). Bases 38 to 1534 code for a protein of 498 amino acids. The record is from RefSeq and is a predicted model, not a curated record. The transcript is spliced from 10 exons. NCBI's taxonomy places the organism in Eukaryota, Metazoa, Chordata, Mammalia, Monotremata, Tachyglossidae. Gene Ontology annotation, molecular function: protein binding; glucosyltransferase activity. Gene Ontology annotation, cellular component: endomembrane system.
AGGGGCUGCAGCGAUUGCAGCGGUGGCGGCGCCGCCCAUGUUGGCCAAGGCGCUGCUUUGCUGCUGCUGCUUCUGCUGCUGCUUCCCGUGGGCGGACGGGGCUGUGAGCGCGCGGCGGAGCCUGCUGUGGGGGCCCGGCCUGCGGGCGGAGGCCGUGCUCCCCGCCCGGUACUUCUUUAUCCAGGCGGUGGACAACGACGGACGGAGGUUCACGGCUUCGCCGGGGGAGAAGGCGUUCCAGGUGAAGAUCACAGCGCCCGCCGAACAGUUCACCCGCGUCGGGGUUCAGACGUUAGAUCGGAAAGAUGGCUCUUUCAUCGUGCGCUACCGAAUGUACGCGACCUACGGGGACCUGAAGAUAGAGGUCAAAGCCCGAGGUGAACACGUGGCCGAGUCCCCGUAUAUUUUAAAAGGGCCUGUUUACCAUGAGAAUUGCGACUGCCCUCAGGAAGAUAUCGCUGCAUGGCUGGAGGUGAUGAACUGUCCAGUGUCCUUUCCACAAAUUCAGAGAGAUCUAGCACAUUUUCCCACGGUCGAUCCAGAUAAGAUUGCAGUGGAAAUCCCACAGAGAUUUGGACAAAGACAGAGCUUGUGCCAUUACACUGUGAAAAAUAACAAGGUGUACAUCAAGACUCAUGGAGAACAUGUGGGAUUUAGGAUUUUCAUGGAUGCCAUAUUGCUUUCUUUGACGAGAAAAGUGAAGUUGCCAGAUGUUGAAUUCUUUGUCAACUUGGGAGACUGGCCCUUGGAGAAAAAGAAAUCCCAAGACGGUCUCCAUCCUAUCUUUUCAUGGUGCGGGUCUACCGACUCCAAAGACAUUGUGAUGCCGACCUAUGACUUGACUGACUCCGUGUUGGAAACCAUGGGCCGAGUGAGCCUGGACAUGAUGUCUGUCCAGGCUAACACGGGACCCGCCUGGGAGGAUAAAAACACCACCGCUGUCUGGAGGGGCCGAGACAGCCGAAAAGAAAGGCUCGAGCUCGUAAAACUCAGCAGGAAGCACCCGGAAAUCAUAGACGCCGCCUUCACCAACUUUUUCUUCUUCAAGCACGACGAAAGUCUCUACGGGCCCAUCGUCAAACACAUUUCCUUCUUUGAUUUCUUCAAGUAUAAAUAUCAGAUCAACGUGGAUGGCACAGUCGCAGCCUAUAGGCUUCCCUACCUCCUGGCAGGCGACAGUGUUGUACUGAAACAAGACUCCAUCUACUAUGAACAUUUUUACAAUGAGCUGCAGCCUUGGGAACACUACAUUCCAUUUAAAAGCAAUCUGAGCGAUCUCUUGGAGAAACUGAAGUGGGCCAAAGAUCACGAUGAGGAGGCAAAGAAUAUAGCAAAAGCUGGACAGGAAUUUGCAAGAAAUAACCUCAUGGGCGAUAACAUCUUUUGUUAUUAUUUCAAACUUUUUCAGGAAUACGCCAGUUUACAAGUGAGCGAACCCCAAAUCCGAGAUGGUAUGGAGAAGGUGGAGCCACAGGCUGAAGAUGACCUCUUUCCAUGCAUUUGCCACAGAGGCGAGGCCAGGGAUGAACUCUAAUAUGAAGAAGACUUUUCUCUUGGAAUAUUGACUGCUCUGAAGAAUUUCUUCUUAACCAAAAACAUAAAAGAUUGUCCUUACUGCCACACUUCAGUGGACAGUAUGAACUAUAUCGUGCAAUAGUUUGAAUAAAAAACCCGUUUUCCUCUUCUAUGAUGAAGUAUUUUACCAAACUCUGUUUUAAACACGAUUUUGCAGUUUUAUAAUAAAAAUGUCUAUAAUA